UUUGCUAAGCACAGUGAAUCGUAUGUUGUUAAUUUACGGAAUUGAACAAAAAGAGGAAGAAAUCGUGCUUCAAAAUUUUGUUUCCAAUUCAUUUAAUAUCAAAGAAAACGAUUUUGUUCUAUAAUAUCUUUGAUAAGUUUUAUUAGCUUGGUCCAUCUUAACUCAAUAUCUGCCAAGAAAAAAAAAAUAUCCUCAAUAAGCAAACAAAAAUCUCUUUCUUUCUAAUGGAGGAUGUGGACGAGUUAUUUAAUUGCUUUAAUGAGACAGCAGAUAUCGAUAUUACUGAGGAACUAAUUCCACCGGAAGAAUCAGUUAUCGCAGUUGUAGACAAAGGUGGAUUAAAAGAAAAUGAGAGUCCCAGAAGUAUUGAAAAACGUGCCCGUGUUGUCAAUAGCGCUGAAGAUGCGGCUGAGGAUACUAAGCGUAUUAAGAUUACUGAGUCCAUAUUGGAUGAUAUUUGUGUGGACGCUUUGAAAUCAUGUGUAAUCGUCCAUGUUAUCAAAUCACCUGAGUCGUGCACUCACGAAGUGGCUAUAUAUCCGGGGCAAGAAUAUGUGCCUCUGCAAUAUUUUAUUGGCAAACCCGCCAAAUGUUACGCUUUUGUUUUGGAUCCUUUUCAAAAAGAGGCCAUUUUAUGCAUUGAUAACCAGCAAAGUGUUCUAGUUUCGGCUCAUACAUCAGCGGGCAAAACAGUAGUGGCUGAAUACGCCAUCGCCAAAUCAUUAAAUGCUAAACAGCGGGUGAUCUAUACAACACCAAUUAAAGCUUUAUCCAAUCAAAAAUAUCGGGAAUUUAAUGAAGAGUUCAAAGACGUAGGCUUGGUAACGGGUGAUGUGACAAUUAACCCUUCGGCGUCCUGCUUAAUUAUGACGACUGAGAUUUUGCGAAAUAUGUUGUACCGUGGCAGUGAAAUUAUGCGUGAGGUAGGAUGGGUAGUGUUCGAUGAAAUUCACUAUAUGCGUGACAAAGAACGCGGCGUAGUUUGGGAAGAGACAUUAAUAUUGUUGCCCGAUAAUGUGCGAUAUGUUUUUUUAUCGGCCACUAUACCGAACGCUCGUCAGUUUGCGGAAUGGGUGUGUCAUUUGCAUAAGCAGCCAUGUCAUGUAGUCUACACGGAUUACAGACCAACACCGUUGCAACAUUACAUUUUUCCAGCAGGUGGCGAUGGGUUACAUUUAAUUGUGGAUGAAAGCGGACAUUUUAAGGAGGACAAUUUCAACACCGCCAUGGCCGUUCUACAAAGUAGCGGUGAAGCUGCCAAAGGUGAUCAAAAAGGACGUAAGGGAGGGAUUAAAGGUGUAAAUAGUGGCCAAUCCAAUAUAUUCAAAAUCGUGAAAAUGAUUAUGGAAAGAAAUUUUGCUCCGGUCAUAAUUUUCUCCUUUAGCAAAAAAGAUUGCGAAGUUUAUGCUAUGCAAAUGGCAAAACUUAAUUUUAAUACGGCAGAUGAGAAGAAACUGGUCGAUGAGGUAUUCAACAAUGCCUUAGACGUCCUAUCGGAGGAAGACAGACAGUUGCCACAAGUUGAAAAUGUGUUGCCGUUGCUACGGCGUGGUAUUGGUAUACACCACGGUGGAUUGUUACCAAUCCUGAAAGAAAUAAUUGAAAUUUUAUUUGGCGAAGGUUUGCUUAAGGCUUUGUUCGCCACGGAAACUUUUGCAAUGGGCCUGAAUAUGCCAGCCAGAACAGUUUUGUUUACUGCGCCUCGUAAGUUUGACGGCAAAGAUUUUCGCUGGAUAUCUUCAGGAGAGUACAUACAAAUGGCCGGCCGUGCAGGACGUCGGGGUCUUGAUGAUAAAGGUAUUGUAAUCCUUAUGAUUGACGAGAAGGUGUCGCCAGGUGUUGGUCGAGAUAUCGUCCAAGGCAAAGCAGAUCCUAUCAACUCGGCUUUUCAUUUAACGUAUAACAUGGUGCUCAACCUCCUACGAGUUGAAGAAAUCAAUCCAGAAUAUAUGCUGGAGCGGUCAUUUUUUCAAUUUCAAAACCAAUCUUCUAUUCCAGAAUUGUACAAACAAGUCCAAGAAAAACAGCAAGAACUGGAUAAGUACAGGGUCAACGAGGAGCAUAGCGUCGUUUCUUAUCACCACAUACGUACACAAUUGGACUCCUUGGGUAAAGAAUUCCGAAAAUGGAUAACCAAACCUGAAUAUUUAGUUCCAUAUCUUCAGCCCGGCCGUUUAGUAAAAGUGCAAAGUGAAUCCGACGAAUUCGAUUGGGGGAUUGUAGUUAAUUUCAAGAAGCAAUCGAACAAUACUCGGAAUCCUCUGAAAUCUGAAACUGUGGUCAUUGUAGAUGUGCUCCUGCACGUUACAGAAGAAUCGGCAAAAAACGAUGAACCCAAACCCUGCAAAAAGGGACAAAAUGGGAAUAUGGAGGUUGUGCCUGUUGUUCACAAACUCAUAUCCCAUAUUUCCUCACUACGCGUAUACUACCCGAAUGAUCUAAGGCCAGCCGAUAAUCGACGCAGCGUUCUCAAAACUAUUAAUGAAGUUAAAAAACGUUUUCCUAAGGGCCCCCCACUUCUCAAUCCAAUUACAGAAAUGCAUAUUAAAGAUGCAGAGUUUAAAAAUAUUGUUGACUCGAUUCAUAAGUUCGAAGAAAGACUUUUUGCUCAUCCUCUACACAGAUCUUCCAAUUUGGACUGCGUGUACACUCUUUACAAAGGAAAGUUGAAUGUACUAGAGCAAUUGAAAAUUGUUAAAACCAAGUUAAAAGAGGCUCGCAGUCUAUUACAAAUGGACGAGUUAAAACACCGUAAACGGGUUUUGCGACGCAUGGAAUAUUGUACUGCCGCUGAUGUUAUUGAAUUUAAAGGGCGCGUGGCUUGCGAGCUUAGCUCAGCCGAUGAGCUGUUAGUAACUGAAAUGAUAUUCAACGGAAUUUUCAAUGACUUGACCACUCCGCAAACAGUGGCAUUGCUGUCGUGUUUUGUAUGCGAUGAGAAAUCUGCUGAAACGAUAAAAUGUGCAGAAGAACUUUCUGGUCCUUUGCGUUCUAUGCAAGAGUUGGCGAGAAGAAUUGCUAAAAUCUCAACUGAAUGCAAAUUGGAAUUAGAUGAAGAAGCUUAUGUAGAGAAAUUUAAACCAUUUCUCAUGGAUGUGGUUUUGGCUUGGUGUAAAGGCGCAUCGUUUCUUAGUGUAUGUAAAAUGACCGACAUAUUCGAAGGAUCUAUAAUACGAUGUAUGCGUCGUCUUGAAGAAUUAUUGCGACAAAUGUGUCAAGCUGCUAAAACAAUUGGUAGCACAGACUUAGAAAAUAAAUUUUCGGAGGGUGUACGUCUACUGAAACGUGAUAUUGUUUUUGCCGCAUCUUUAUAUUUAUAACGCAAAGAGACCGAUAUUUGCAUUUCAUUACAAUUCGCUUGUUUUUCUUUUAAUUUACUCC
Messenger RNA from Glossina fuscipes, 3381 nucleotides. It is a transcript of the gene Mtr4, whose product is annotated as exosome RNA helicase MTR4. Gene Ontology annotation, cellular component: nucleus. The transcript has 2 exons. Gene Ontology annotation, molecular function: RNA binding; RNA helicase activity; ATP binding. The record is from RefSeq and is a predicted model, not a curated record. Lineage: Eukaryota; Metazoa; Arthropoda; Insecta; Diptera; Glossinidae. Gene Ontology annotation, biological process: maturation of 5.8S rRNA; RNA catabolic process. The coding region runs from base 225 to 3320 and encodes 1031 amino acids.